AUGGCUCGUCUGUCGGCGUUGCUCGUCCUGGCGGCGACGCUGCUCAUCCAGGGCGUUCACGGUGCUUGUGACAACUAUGGGAUUGAGAAUGGCACCAAUUGCAUCUGUCCUCCUGGCGUUGGUGGCCAGGAAUGCCAGCUCCCGACGUGCGGUGGUACUUUGUACGACGGCCCGUCGCGUCCGACUGUACAACCACAGAACGGAGCUCUCUACGGAAACUCAUCUGGCUGUUCUUGUCCAAACGGCUGGGCUGGCGUGGGCUGCAAUGUCUGCGAAUCUGCAUCUGCUUGCUCGUCUGCGUAUCAGAGCAAUUUCGGUGACCAAAAUUCAGCCAUAACUUCAUCGGGAGGCGUAUCCGCAAUCACUUGCUCCAAAACGCCGAGAGUGUACGCUGUUGGGCAAAUGUCGUGCGAUGUCAACAAUCCUACGAUCCACGCGCUCUAUCCGGGCAAGACCACGCUGAACAUUCUUCGCAAUCUCAAUCCUUCCAAUACACUUGCUGCCAAUGUUUCCAGCUAUGGAGCGGCCGGCUCCGUACACGCCCAACUGUGGUACGAUGGCGAGGAAGAGUUUUUCUGCAACGCCGAUAGCUGCCAAGCGGAAGAAGCAGAUGGGUCCUCUCACUGGACAUGUCACAACCUGAAGUGCACAUGCCGUACCAAUGCGACCAUGUGUGGGCGCUUUCCGAGUACGUCCAUCAAAGGGACCAUUGAUGCCCUCAGUGGUGACCUUGAAAUCAAAUGCGACACCCAGAGCGAUGGCACAGUCCGAUGCGCGUUCCUUCAAGACACGAUCAAGUCGGUCUUUGGUGCAUCUGGCCUACCCAUGGACAACUGCCGAGUCGGCGAAUGUGUUGCUCAAUCAGUCAUCGAUGCCGCGAAUAACGGCAACUCCUCUUCCUCAUCGAGCAAUGCCUCCAAAGGCAAAGAGCUUUCUGGAGGUGUCAUUGCCGGCCUUGCUGUUGUGGGAGCACUUCUCUUGGCUCUGCUCGGCAUGUUCAUUUGGGGAUGGAUUGUUCAGCGCAACGCUCGGAAAACGGGCACAGAUCAAGCGGUCAAGAGCGGUGGCGUCGCCAUUAGCUGGUCUGGCAUCAAUUACUCUGUACCAGCAUCAAAUUCGCAACCAAUAUUCAAGAAAGGCUCCUCUGCCAGUGUAGGAGAUCGACAUAUUCUCCAUGACUUGUCUGGAGAAAUUCGUCCAGGAGAGCUUUUGGCUAUCCUUGGGCCAAGUGGAAGUGGAAAGAGUACGACUAUUGACAUCUUGGGAGGCAAGAGCAAAGUGGGGAAGACCGCUGGUGCUGUGAUGUUUAGCACAAUGAGUCCUGCUGGACAACGAAGUGAUCCAGUCAACAAUCCACGGAUCGGAUUCGUCGACCAACAGGAUAUUCUUCCGUCCAUGUUGACUGUCGAAGAGGCUCUCCUUUUCGCUGCCAACUUGCGGCUGCCCGAAUCUGUCAGUCAAGAGCAGAAGCGAGCAAAGGUCUUUGAAGUCAUGAAGCAGUUGGGCAUCCUUGAUAUCAAGGAUACAAGGAUUGGAAGCCAUGAGCGACGCGGAAUCUCUGGAGGCGAGCAAAGGCGUGUCAGCAUUGGACUCGAAUUAGUGGCUUGCCCGGAUAUCUUGAUCCUUGACGAACCAACUUCUGGUCUCGACUCAGUGUCAGCUACCAAAGUAGUCAACGUCCUUCGUGACCUCGCACACGAUCCCGAGAAUCCCACUGCUGUCAUUGCAUCCGUUCAUCAACCCAACUCUAAGAUUUACCAGCUUUUUGACAAGGUUCUUGUCCUUUCUCGCGGCCGUGAGCUCUACUUUGGGCCUGGUGGGCUCGCACCAGGUGACUAUUUUGCCGCCCGUGGACAUCCAGUUCAAAAAGGUUACAACAUUGCGGAUCACCUCUUGGACAUUGCUUCCGACCCAACCGACGACCUCUUGAGCUCAAGCCAGCGCAAGUCUGCCUCGCAAACGUCCGGCACUGGAACGAUUACAACUGAAGAUGAACGGACUCGCGCUGAUACCAACGCUCAUACGCCCAAUGAAGUUGAAAAUCGGGAUCCUGAAAAGGCAAUGUCCAAGGAGCAUGUUCCUGAAACCAAGAAACACUCCAGCCUACGCUCGCCACCGUUGAUGUCUACUUAUCGCUCAACCUUCUUGACUCAGCUUGAAGUUCUAUGUGGUCGGGAGUGGAAAAUUCUCAAACGUGACAAAUCUCUGUUCUUCGCGCACUUAUUUGCAGCUGCGGUUCUUGGUGCUUUCUGCGGUGGUUUAUACUUUAAGACGGGUAUUACCAUUGCAGGCUUCCAGAGUCGAGUUGGAUGCUUGUUCUUCCUUGGGUCGCUUCUCUCCUUCUCGGCGCUGAGUGCGCUGUACAACUUGAUCGAAAUCAGACCGUUGUUCUUGAGAGAGCGCGCGGGCUCCUACUACAGUCCUACCGCCUGGCUGCUAUCCCGAUUCUUCUUCGACGUGAUUCCGCUUCGCGUUGUACCGACUUUGAUCGUGUCGACCAUUGUUUAUUGGAUGGCCGGCCUUGCCCCAGAUGCUGCCCACUACUUCAAAUUCUUGUUCAUUUUGGUUCUUUAUACCCUUGCAAUGACUCUAUUCAACUUCCUCCUUGCAUGCACCUUCCGCAACGGAGGUGUGGCCAUCCUGCUCUCGGCCAUCUUCAAUCUGUUCAUCAUGACAUUUGCCGGAUUCUUCGUUCAUUUGAGCGAUAUUCCUCCUGUGUUGAGAUGGCUGCAGUGGUUCAGUCUUCUCAAGUACUGCCUUGAAGCCCUUGCCGUCAACGAAGUAGGCUCUGGCCUUCAGAUCGUCGAUGUCCUACAAGGCGUGCCUGUCAACGUAUCCGCACAACUCAUUAUGAAUUUGUUGUUCGGAUUUGGCGAGAACAACUAUUAUAGGGAUGUCUUGGUUUUGUUUGCGUUCAUUGCAGGGUUCGGUAUCGCUCUGAUAACCAUCGUCUGGCUCAACGUUAGGGAACGACGAUAA
Serendipita indica DSM 11827 is the source of this 2979-nucleotide messenger RNA. The record is from the annotation of a GenBank genome assembly. Lineage: Eukaryota; Fungi; Basidiomycota; Agaricomycetes; Sebacinales; Serendipitaceae.